Molecule: messenger RNA, 1104 nt
Organism: Closterium sp. Naga37s-1
Lineage: Eukaryota; Viridiplantae; Streptophyta; Zygnematophyceae; Desmidiales; Closteriaceae
Source: the annotation of a GenBank genome assembly
AUGGCCAAAGCACAUAGCGCCACUGCUGCUCUUGCUGUCACUGCCGCCGCUGUUGUUGUUGCUGCUGCUGCUGCUGCUGCUUCUGCUGCUGCAGCUUCUGCUGCUGUUGCUCGCACUGCAAAGGCCAGACCUCUUCCAUCGGGUCAUUACCCUUGCCUCCUCGCCCAGGUACGGGACCCAGACACGUAUCACUUUACUCACAUACCCCACCCACGCGCCUCUUCACCCCAUGCCCUCUUCUCCUCCCGUCCCGAUGUUGUUUCCACUCCGCUCUUCCCCCUCCCCUUCCCUUCCUCCACUCCCCUCCCCUCCCCUCCCCUCCCCUCCCCUCCCCUCCCCUCCCCUCUCCUCCCCUCCUUCCGCUGCCCCCCUUCUCACUCUCCUCCAAUAUUGCUUUCGGACGUGGGGUAUGCGGGCGGGUUUGAGCUGCGGCGUUUGGAACAGGUGUUUGGGGUCAUGCAGUCUAACUACACGGGCCGGACAAGGGGUGAGGGAGGCACGAGAGCAGGGGCGAGGGCAGGGGGGGAUGGAAAGGGGGAGAGGGAAUGGGGAAGGGGGAAUGGGAGGGAGGCAAGGAGGGGGGGGGGAAGGGGGAGGGAAGGGGGAGGGAAGGGGGGAGCGGGGUGCAUGCCAGUGCUGACACCAGACGACAUUCGAUUGCCCCACGUGCGCGACUCAGCUCACACUCCUUACCGUUUCCCCAACGCCACCACAUUCCCACCCCUUCUCCCCCCUCUCCCUCUACAGAUGUGGGCAGCGGUGUGCAUGCCAGUGUUCACACCAGACGACAUUCGACUGCCCCACGUGCGCGACUUCACCCGCCCACUCUUCUCCCUCCGCCCAGACGUUGCCUUUGCGCUGCUCAAAACGACCUUCGCCUGUGACGUGCGCGCAGUGCUCUCAGAGAUGGAAGUUUCUCCCUCCUUCCGCCCAGACUUAGCCUUCGCGCCGCUCAAAACCACCUUUGUGUGUGAUGUGCUCGAGGUGCUCUCAGAGGUGAGAGGGAUGGAUGCAGAAGGGUGCAGAGGAGUGUGCAUGGUGCAGCCCCCCCUCCCUGGCUUGACUUUGAACCAGGAGAUUCGCCCUCCGUCCGCCCAGAUGUAG